This is a messenger RNA of Lodderomyces orthopsilosis Co 90-125, 1419 nucleotides long. RefSeq names its product alcohol O-acetyltransferase. The transcript has a single exon. The record is from RefSeq and is a predicted model, not a curated record. The coding region runs from base 1 to 1419 and encodes 472 amino acids. NCBI's taxonomy places the organism in Eukaryota, Fungi, Ascomycota, Pichiomycetes, Serinales, Debaryomycetaceae. Gene Ontology annotation, molecular function: N-acetyltransferase activity.
AUGGUUGAAGUACAACACACGAGGAAGCCCGAGUUUAAUGAGCGAUACUAUAUCUGUCGGGGCACAGGGAAAUAUUACAGUAACUUCAACAUUACUGCGAAAUAUGAUAAACUCAUUAGCAAAAGUCAUUUGUCAAUUGCAUUGAGGUCCCUCAUUUUAAAGAACAGCUGGCUUGCUCAAAACUUUUUUAAGAUCGAAGGAUCAGACAGUAGAAAGGAAAACUUUCACAAUUGGAGAAUGCAGGUAAUCAAUAAGAUCUCAUUUGAAGAUGUGGUCAAAUAUGAAAAGAUCGACAAGUUUGAUGAAGUCACUCUUGAAUACCUAAACGUGUUGACAUUGGAAAUGGGUGUUCAAAUGCCAUUGUGGAGAAUCAUUGUAUUUGAAGAAAAUACUGGUGAUCAAUUGUUGACAGUGUAUGUGGACCACUCACAGUAUGAUGGAUUAUCAGCUGUUCAAUUCCAAAAGGAUUUGUCAAAUGAGUUGUUCAAAGUUACUGAUGAUGGUGAAGUGAGGAAAACUUUAUUUGAAUAUGUUACAGAUUUUGAUCAUUUACCAUCCAAACUUAUUCCAGCUGCGGAAGUCGUUACCGACUUGUAUGUUCCUGGUUACAGCAGAAUGUUGAGUCAUUAUUUGAAGCAAUAUCUUCCCUUUUAUUCAAAAUUUUCUAGUUGGAUUUACCCCCAUGGAAACCAGAUGCCGUUAUUUCAAAAUCCAAAGCCAGUCACAAAAGAUUUGACAUCAAAGUACAAGAUCAUGAAAUUUCAUGCCGUAAAAGUAGAAGAAAUUACCAAAUUUUGCAGAUCCAAAGGAGUCACCUUAACUGGAUACUUUGAUGUUUACUUCAUUAAGGCUUUGCAAGAAACUAUAUUCAAAGCAAUCGACCCAAAAACUAAAUUCAAAACAAACUCAUACGUUGCAAUAAACGGUCGCAGAUACUACAAUGACGAUAUUAAGAACUUUAAGUACGGGACUAUGGUAUGUGGUGAUCCUGUUAUCCUUGAACGCGUUGAUGAUCCUUCGGAAGCUAUGCGCACUUUCCAGCAGCAACUUCAAGAAGACAUCAAAUCUAAAUACGCAUUCAAAACUAUUGGAAUGAUACAAUACGCUGAUCUUUGGAGUUUUUUUAAUAGCAAAAUUGGCAAAGUAGGUGGCCGUCCUACACUUACUAUAUCCAAUCUUGGAAAAAUUGCUGAUUCCAAUGAUUCAUACCGUUUUAAGGAGUUGUAUUUUGGAUCAAAUGCUGGUGUUUUGUACAACUUUGUCUUGAACAUGACUACAAUUUCUACUAAUGAGGUUACUGCUGUUAUUGGGUAUUUGCCAGAAUUUGAAACAUACAGUCUCGAUGGCAAGAAAGUAAUAGAUGAAUUUCUCAACUUAUUUAGAUCUUAUAUUGAAGAUGGUACCAAAUUGAUACAAUAA